AUGGGAUAUACACUUUGCGUGCUAGGAUGCGGGACCAUGGGCAUCGCCGUUCUUUCCGGAGUUAUCGCCAGUCUUGACUCUGCUAAAGGUGUCUCACAAGCCAACGGUGUCAAGCCGCAAAAAUGGGAGAUACACACCCCAGGAACUGUGACCCCAACCGCAGAAACGCCCGACCCCACCAUUCCCAAAAAGUUCAUCGCCUGCGUAAACCGAGAAUCUUCAGCGAAGAAGUUGGCGGAGACCUUUUCUGCGCUGGGACCGCGCGGGCAAAGUGUGGAGGUUGUAGCGAAGCAGAAUUUGGAGUCGGUGCAGAGGUCGGAUGUUGUUCUCCUGGGUUGCAAACCUCAGGUCGCCCAGGUUAUUCUUGGUGAACCUGGCAUGAAGGAAGCGCUCGACGGGAAACUGCUCAUUAGUAUCCUCGCUGGUGUUACCAUGAGCCAACUAGAGGCUAUGGUAUUGCCCACGACGAGGAUUCGAGAGGGAAUGACGGUAGUUUCCAACCUCCCGCCAAGCCCACACUCCGACAAUGACACGGAAAUCAUCCUCAAAAUCUUCUCCUCAAUCGGACGGUGUCGUUUCCUCGAGGAGAAGCAUUUCGACGCUUGCACGGCUCUGGGUGGGUCUGGUCCGGCAUUUGCAUGCUUAUUUUUGGAAGCUAUGGCGGAUGGAGGUGUUAUGAUGGGGUUGCCGAGGGCUGAGGCUCUGGAGCUGGCAGCGCAGACUUUGCAAGGAGCGGCUAGGAUGGUUCUGGGGGGUAGUAUGCAUCCUGCUCAGAUUAAGGAUUCCGUUACCACUCCUGGAGGUUGCACGAUUGCGGGCUUGCUGGCCCUGGAGGACGGGAAAGUCCGCUCCACCAUUGCGCGUGGAAUCCAGGCUGCGACCGAACGAGCGAGCGAGUUGGGCCAACCAGCCAACAAGUAG
Molecule: messenger RNA, 921 nt
Organism: Coprinopsis cinerea okayama7#130
Lineage: Eukaryota; Fungi; Basidiomycota; Agaricomycetes; Agaricales; Psathyrellaceae
Product: pyrroline-5-carboxylate reductase
Exons: 6
Coding region: 1-921 (306 amino acids)
Biological process (GO): L-proline biosynthetic process
Molecular function (GO): pyrroline-5-carboxylate reductase activity
Source: RefSeq, a predicted model, not a curated record